Molecule: messenger RNA, 704 nt
Organism: Synchiropus splendidus (mandarinfish)
Lineage: Eukaryota; Metazoa; Chordata; Actinopteri; Syngnathiformes; Callionymidae
Product: GTP cyclohydrolase 1-like
Exons: 6
Coding region: 1-684 (227 amino acids)
Biological process (GO): tetrahydrofolate biosynthetic process; tetrahydrobiopterin biosynthetic process
Cellular component (GO): cytoplasm
Molecular function (GO): GTP cyclohydrolase I activity; GTP binding; zinc ion binding
Source: RefSeq, a predicted model, not a curated record
AUGGAGUACCUCAACGGCUCAGAGAAGAACAGCGUCGUCACACAGUAUCUGGACAUGUGUGUCAAUACCAAACACAACGACUCGCACAAGGAAAAAAACAGCGACCGGGAAACGGCAGACGCCGGCAAACUGUCUCACAUUGAGAAGGCCUACACAACAGUUCUGAGUGAGCUCGGCGAGGACGUCAACAGGGAGGGACUGCUACGGACGCCGCUGCGUGCUGCCAAAGCCAUGCAGUUCCUCACCAAAGGCUACAAGGAGACCACCCAAGACAUCCUAAAUGAUGCCAUCUUUGAUGAAAACCACGAGGAGAUGGUGAUAGUCAAGGACAUUGAGCUGUUCUCUCUUUGUGAGCAUCACCUGGUGCCCUUCUUUGGCAAGGCUCAUAUAGCUUACCUCCCGAACAAAAAGGUUGUUGGGCUCAGCAAGCUUGCGAGAAUUGUUGAAAUCUACAGCAGACGACUUCAAGUUCAGGAACGUCUGACCAAACAAAUCGCUUCAGCCAUCUCUGAGGCGCUGGAGCCAGCUGGUGUAGCAGUGGUCAUCGAGGCUGUUCACAUGUGUAUGGUGAUGCGAGGCGUGCAGAAGAUGAACGCCAGCACCGUCACCAGUGUCAUGUUGGGGGCCUUUCAUGACGAUCCCAAAACCAGGAAGGAGUUCAUGACUCUUGCAUUGAGGAAAUGAGUUUUUAAGAUUUAACUUUU